Messenger RNA from Rubroshorea leprosula, 960 nucleotides. NCBI's taxonomy places the organism in Eukaryota, Viridiplantae, Streptophyta, Magnoliopsida, Malvales, Dipterocarpaceae. The record is from the annotation of a GenBank genome assembly.
AAUUAUAGUAAAUGCAUGCUCCAAACUUUUCCAAAGCCUAACAUUUAAGGAUCUGUCUUUACACGGUUGCUUCAUUAUUCUCCUUUUUGCCGGCGAAGAGAUGUCGAGUUCCUGCCAGAAAUCCAGCAGGGCAGCUGAGAGGUCCAGUUUCGUCAAUAUGUUGAGUCAGUACUUGAAGGAGAAGAGGAAUAUGGGAGAUCUUGCAGGCGGAAAUAUGGCUGCCAAAUUAGAAGCUAAAGGUACAUUUUCUUUCGUUUCCUUUUCUGUCCUUUACUUUCGUAAUUAUUGUUGUGGUAUACUGAUGUUUCUUAUUUCCUUUUUCUGUUUGCCAAUUUCUCAGGUUCGCCUGUGGCCAGGGCGGACCCAGAAUUUUUUUUUAAGAGGAUGGGAUAAUUUUUUAUAUAUUAAUUUAUAAAAUUUUUAAAUUUUAGUACGAGAUAAUUUUUCAUAUAAUCUUUAAAUUUAAGGAAUUAGCCUCCAUCGCAACGCCCUCCCUCCGCCACUGCCGGUGACGACGAUGAAUCUGUUGCCUAAUGUGGAAAAUUCUACUGAGAAUUCAAGACCGAAAGCCACUGCAUCGGCGUCUAAUGUCAAGCCUUCCGAUUUCUUCUCGAAUGUUUCCGGUGCCGGUAACUUAGGUUCGAUGGAAGAGGCUGCUAACAGGACUGAUUUCAGGAAGCCGGAAACGACGGAGAUGUUAAGACGCCUAAUAGAACAAAUCCUUAGAAAGGAAAAAGACAAGAUUAAGAAACCUGUAAUAAUAUAAGACAAAAAUGAUAAUGAUAAAGCUUAAAGUCAAUUGACCUGCCGCAAUAGACCGAAUACGUAUUUUUUAUUCACAACAACAAAACAUCAUGACACAGGUCACACAUGAAUUGAGAAAUUUAAGAUAAGUAGUUCUAGGAAUUGCAGUAAUCUUUAAUCCAUCCUACGAGGGAACAAUACAACCAGUAAGGAUGA